ACGUAAGCCGGCUAACCACUUCCUGCACCGCCCCCGGAAGGUGUUCUGAGACAGCGCGAGUUGCCGGCUCGAAGCAGGAGGACUGACAUAGUGCUGUUGUAGUGAUUGCAGGAAGCCAUCAUGAGCUCUGGUUUAAGUUUGGAGAAGACCGCGUCUUUCAGGAAAAAGCUGAAGUCUGAACCUCGGUUCCAGCUGGCCCAGAAUGUGGCGACGUGCGCUGACCCCUUGGAAGUCUGUCUGCAAAGGCAGACCGUGCAGGAGAGCGUCCAUGUUUUCCAACACACCAUCCCUGCGGAGGGCAAACCGGUCACCAACCAGAAGAAUUCAGGGAGGUGCUGGAUAUUUUCGUGUCUCAAUGUGAUGCGACUUCCUUUUAUGAAGAAAUUUAACAUUGAGGAAUUUGAGUUCAGCCAGUCCUACCUGUUCUUCUGGGAUAAGGUAGAACGCUGUAAUUAUUUCCUUAAUGCCUUCAUUGAGACCGCGCAGCUGAACGAGCCCAUAGAUGGGAGGCUAAUGCAGUUCCUGCUCUCCAACCCCUGCAACGAUGGAGGCCAGUGGGAUAUGCUGGUCAAUCUCAUUGAGAAAUAUGGUGUAGUCCCUAAGAAAUCUUUCCCCGAAUCUCACACUUCAGAGGCCACCCGGAGAAUGAAUGACAUUCUGAACCACAAGAUGAGAGAAUACUGCUUGCGCUUGAGAAACAUGGUGUCCAGCGGCAGCACCAAGGAGGAGCUCUUGACAGCUGUGGAUACAAUGAUUGAGGAGGUUUAUCGCGUGGUUAGUAUCUGCUUGGGAAGCCCCCCAGACACCUUUUCAUGGGAGUUCCGGGACAAAGAGAAAAACUUUCACAAGAUUGGACCGGUAACACCGCAAGAGUUUUACCGGGAGCACGUCAAACCCGUCUACAAUGUGGAGGACAAGAUAUGCCUUGUGAAUGAUCCCAGGCCACAGAAUGAUUUUUCCAAGCUGUAUACCGUUCAGUUCCUGGGAAAUAUGGUGGAGGGUCGGAAGACUAUGUACAAUAACCAGCCUAUUGAGAUCUUAAAAAAGAUGGCCGCCUUGUCUAUUAAAGAUGGCGAGGCUGUGUGGUUUGGCUGUGAUGUUGGGAAACACUUUCAUGGAAAGUUAGGAAUCAAUGACAUGAACAUAUUUGACCACGAGCUGGUGUUUGGUGUGUCUGUUAAGAAUAUGAACAAGGCUGAGAGGCUCAUUUUUGGGGACUCGUUGAUGACGCACGCCAUGGCCCUAACUGCGGUUACUGAGAAGGAUGGUCAAGACGGAGAAUAUGAAAAGUGGAGAGUGGAAAACUCAUGGGGAGAUGAUCGAGGGAAUAAAGGGUACCUUAUCAUGACUGAUGACUGGUUCUCUGAAUAUGUCUAUGAAGUGGUGGUGGAUAAGAAGCAUGUUCCUGAAAAUGUGCUGGAAGUUCUGAAGCAGGAGCCUGUCGUACUACCAGCCUGGGACCCCAUGGGGGCUUUAGCUUAGUAGACAAAAGACACGGUUCUUUCCUAUUGACCCUCUUCACCUUCCAGGCUAAAUUCUCUUCCCAUCUCAGAAACACAGAAAACCUGCAUGUUUUUACUUGAAAAUGGGAAUGGGAUGGAGAGGUUCCACUGCACCUCAAACCUACUAUUUGAGAGGACUGUAGCUUCAUCUGGCUCAUCACUUCCUGACGAGGAUGUUCUUUUAUCCCACAUCCUGUUGUUAAAACCGCCUUCCCACCAUUUUAAGACUUUAGAACAUAAUGUCCUUUUUUGAUAUGUUUGUCAUUUGUAAGAAAAUUGUAUUGAUAUGUAAAAAAAAAAAUGAAAAGUUAAGUGACGCAUCCACAAAUAUAAUUUGCUAUUUUCUAUCCAGCCUACAAACUAUGUGGGGCAGAAUGAGAGAAGGGGAUUUUAGUCCGCCAAGAUUCAACAGAGCCAUUGCUGUAGUGAUGUUGAUUGUUACACACCAUUCUUCCGUGGUGAUGUCAUGUUUUCAUUGAUUCAUGCUCACAUAGUAUUGUUUGGCUGAUUAGGCUGUAGUAAUUUUACCUUUUAAAUUUGUUUUCAAGUCUUUUAAAAAAAAAAGGGUAAUUUGCAAUUUUUUCCAUUUCCUGUAAUAAAACAAUCAUCAGUA
Messenger RNA from Spea bombifrons (plains spadefoot toad), 2115 nucleotides. It is a transcript of the gene BLMH, whose product is annotated as bleomycin hydrolase. Bases 121 to 1482 code for a protein of 453 amino acids. Gene Ontology annotation, molecular function: cysteine-type aminopeptidase activity. The record is from RefSeq and is a predicted model, not a curated record. Lineage: Eukaryota; Metazoa; Chordata; Amphibia; Anura; Pelobatidae. Gene Ontology annotation, biological process: L-homocysteine catabolic process; response to toxic substance; proteolysis. Gene Ontology annotation, cellular component: cytoplasm. The transcript is spliced from 12 exons.